UUUAAUUAAUGAAUUUAUUUAAAACCAUAAAUUUACUAUUGUUCUUGUUUGGAUAGUCAGUCUUAUAUCUCAACAUAUGGAUCAUGUCAACCGAUAGUUGAAAAGAAUUAGAAGUGAACAGAGCAUAUAAAAUUAAAAUCAAGAAAAUUGAACCAUAAACUAAAUAGAAACUUUAUUAAUUAAAUCCAACAAAUAAGUACAUGUUCAUCGUGGAACCCUAAUAAAGAGAGGUUUAGUUACACAUGGCAACAAACAUCAUUACAAAAUAAGAGAAAACAUACCAUAGAGAAGAAAAUGAGGAGGAUAAAACCCUCUACCUUAAGCUAUAAUACUUGACCAUUUCCUUGUACCGCUAGCUCUUUAAAUGAAUAAAAGUGUGUGCAAAUGUCUCUAUUUAUAUACAUCAUUACUUCUAGGUUAAGAGAGGGAAAUUGGGCUUUUUCCUCGGAUCCAGCUUGGAAAACAAACUCAAGGGUGCGAAUUCUGCAAUUUUUCGUCCUUUUUCGGGUUCUUUCAUCUUGAAAUGCGUUGGAACUUGGGAUAAAUUUUUCCAACUUGCAUUGUCUUAAAAAAAAAAACCUUUUAUCUUCGUUAUUCACAUCAUUUGAUGUCUUGCUUUGCUGAUUUAUAUGAUUUCUCACUAAAAUGACUCAAAACACCUAUCAAGUUGCAUGAUUAGGGAUGAAACUGAAUUCAAAUGAAAACAAUAAAAAUAUUCCUCAAAUCAUGUACAACUCCUCUAUAUAACCUUUGAUUUAUCUUAAAAAAAAAAACUAAAAACAUAGUUCCCUCAUCGGUCACUCAUGAGUUAGUACAUAUAGCUCCAUUAGAAGAUAUAUGUAAUUAUAAAAUUUGUUUUAAAAAAAUAUAUGUAAUUUUAUUUACUUAAAAUAUCAAUUAUCAAACAAUAGAGAGGGACUUGAUGCAUUUACUCAAAACGAAGUGACUAACCUAAACUCAAACUCAAGUCUUCGGCUCUUUUGUGAGACAGAUAGGGAGCGUCGUCAACUUUCAUCUGCACCCACACCGCUCGCUCUGAUGAAUACGCAGCUGCCGAACUUGCGGCGUCUCCGCUCUCAAUCCAAUCUGCCGCCGUCAGAAACACUCCCCGACGAGGUUAUGGCCGAAAUCUUAUCAAGGCUUCCAGUAAGAUCUUUGAUGCAGAUCAAGUGUGUGUGUAAGUCUUGGAACACUAUUAUUUCUGAUCCUAAAUUCAUCAAAAUGCACCUCAAUAGAUCUGCACGAAACCCGAACUUCUCAGUAGUCUCUUACGAGACACCCUCAUUUGAUGAUGAUGAUCACCGUUUCGUACCUUUUCCUGCUGGUAGUUUAUUAGAUAACCCUCAUAUCACCUUUCCUAAGGAUCCUUAUUAUCUAUUGCAUGACAAGGAUUGUCGUGAAGUUAUUGGUUCAUGCAAUGGAUUGGUCUGCUUGUUAGGGACCGAGACAUACACAAAGUUGAUGCUCCCUCCUGGUGCUGAGGAGUCGACACAUUCAUCAAAUGUUUGUGUGUUGAUGAACUCCUUAUGCUUUUCUCAUGAUUUCAACAAAACAGAUUUUGUUAUAUGGAAGAUGACAGAAUUUGGAGAUGACAGGUCUUGGACUAAAUUCUUUACAUUUAGCUAUCACAACCUUCAAGUGAAUUUAAAUUCAAGAUUUGUUUACUCGUGGUUGAAAUUAAAGGCAUUGCAUCUUUCUGAAGAUGGUGAUACAAUCGUAUUCGCAAGCUGCCUGCAUAACCAAGCAAUUCUCUAUAACUUGAGAACUAAUAGAGUACUGGAAUCUAGAGUUAACAAAAAGAUAUGUUGGUACUCUAUCAAGGAUUAUGUCGAAAGUCUGGUUUCAACCUGCUGAAAAUCUACAACCUGAACUUGAGAAUGAUGGAGCAUGGCUGCGGAAUGCUAUGAAGAAAAAUAUUGGAGCUUAUUGGAACUACAACUUGUUUGGUUAUUGUACUCAUUUUAUAGUCUAUUUUCACCCGAGCUAAAACUCCACACUUUGAGUUAUUUUAUUGAUGUCUCUGGAUGUUAAACUUAUUUUAUGGUAUGUGUUCACAUGGGAAGGUAUAAAGCUUUCUCACCAUGAAAAA
Messenger RNA from Medicago truncatula (barrel medic), 2089 nucleotides. Its product is annotated as F-box/kelch-repeat protein At5g15710. Gene Ontology annotation, molecular function: protein binding. The transcript has 3 exons. The coding region runs from base 1039 to 1854 and encodes 271 amino acids. The record is from RefSeq and is a predicted model, not a curated record. Lineage: Eukaryota; Viridiplantae; Streptophyta; Magnoliopsida; Fabales; Fabaceae.